UAUCAUCGGACGUCUUCAAUAAAAAUAACAAGUUCUACUAAACUAAUACGACUUCCGCGAACCCAUCAUAUUAGUUGCUUAAACCGAAUGGUUUGGGUAUGAAUCUGACUUCCUGAUUCGCCAUCUUUCACUAAAAGGUAACGUCUUCAGCGUAGCCAAUGAAGAGACAGCGUACGUCCACUCCUCGAGCCUUAUAAACAGCUGAGCUCGGUAACUGAGCCGACAGAAGCCGAAUUCUCGGUAUGUUUUACGUAAGCCAACCCCGUCCCGGGGGAACGUGAACGAGCACGGGCGCGGUGGGUGUUGUCGGUAGGAUAUAGUCCGGCUGCGUCCGGACGGCUUAUUUGUCCCGGCAUGGCGACUAACUUGAAGAAGGGCGGCCUGAUCGGGCUGGUGAAGGACGCUUUCCAACCUCAUCACCUGCACCCCCACCACCACCAACCUGGUGCAGUGGACAAGAAAACGGUUGAGAAGUGUUGGAAGCUAAUGGACAAGGUAGUACGUUCAUGCCAAAACCCCAAGCUGGGCCUGAAGAACAGCCCUCCUUACAUACUUGACCUGCUUCCUGAUACGUUCCAGCACCUUCGCAGCAUUCUUGCUCGCUAUGAUGGAAAAAUGGAAAUAUUAGGGGAGAAUGAGUAUUUUAGAGUCUUCAUGGAGAAUCUGAUCAAGAAAACAAAACAGACCAUCAGCUUGUUCAAGGAGGGGAAAGAGAGGAUGUAUGAAGAAAACUCCCAACCCAGGCGCAACCUAACAAAGUUAUCAUUGAUAUUUAGCCACAUGCUGGCUGAAUUGAAAGCCAUCUUUCCAAAUGGACAGUUUCAGGGAGAUACAUUUCGGAUCACCAAAGCAGAUGCAGCAGAUUUCUGGAAAAAGGCAUUUGGGGAAAAAACUAUUGUUCCAUGGAAAGUGUUCCGGCAAGCUUUGCAUGAAGUCCAUCCUAUUAGCUCAGGACUGGAAGCCAUGGCAUUGAAAUCCACCAUUGACCUCACGUGCAAUGACUACAUUUCAGUGUUUGAGUUUGAUAUUUUCACUCGACUUUUUCAGCCUUGGUCAUCACUGUUACGAAACUGGAACAGUCUUGCAGUUACUCAUCCUGGCUAUAUGGCAUUCCUGACAUAUGAUGAGGUUAAAGCCAGGCUUUACAAAUUUAUUCACAAACCAGGCAGCUACAUUUUCCGACUGAGCUGUACACGACUGGGACAGUGGGCCAUUGGCUAUGUCACUGCAGAUGGGAAUAUUCUGCAGACUAUUCCACACAACAAACCUCUCUUCCAGGCACUGAUCGAUGGUUUCAGGGAAGGAUUCUAUCUGUUCCCCGAUGGACGCAAUCAGAACCCAGAUCUGACUGGCUUGUGUGAACCAACACCACAGGACCAUAUCAAAGUCACACAGGAGCAGUAUGAGCUAUAUUGUGAAAUGGGUUCCACAUUCCAGCUGUGCAAGAUCUGUGCUGAAAAUGACAAGGAUGUCAAGAUUGAACCCUGCGGUCAUCUAAUUUGUACUUCCUGUCUCUCUGCUUGGCAGGAGUCUGAAGGUCAAGGCUGUCCAUUCUGUCGCUGUGAAAUCAAAGGCACGGAGCCUAUAGUUGUGGAUCCCUUUGACCCAAGAGAUGGUGGUGGAGGACGAAUGGGUGGUGAUGGUGCUCCGUCCCCAAAUUAUGACGACGACGACGAUGAUCGAGCAGAUGAUUCAUUGUUUAUGAUGAACAGACUAUCAAAUGUCAAGGUUGAACGUCCUCCAUCGCCGAUCAUGGUUGGCCCUCAGCCCCCUCUCCCACCUGUGCCUCCACGAUUAGACCUCAUACAGCAGCGCUCAUCUAGUCCUGGUAGCACAUCAAAGGCAUCUUCCGGUGGUCCACAUAAGGAUAAACCUUUACCUGUACCUCCUACUCACAGAGAUCUUCCACCUCCCCCACCACCAGACCGACCACAUGUCAUUGGGACUGAAGUUAGACCUCCAAGACGUCCACUGCCAGUUGCACCCGGUGACAUUCCUACCAGAGAUAGACCUCCUCCAGCACCCCCAAACCGCACCCAGGAGGCAUGGCAGCAGCGGCCUAGUGCUAAAGCACAGACCCUGUGUCCUGGAGAUGCAUGGGCAGGUCGAGAGCUAACAAACCGCCACUCCCUUCCUUUGUCAUUGCCAUCCCAGAUGGAUUCCAGACCUGAGGUACACAAGCACAGCAGUACAACAAGUCUGGACAACACCAUCACAACCUUUAGCAGUGGUGCCUCAGGGAUCAGUGAAUGUGACAACACCAGAGUGAAGCCUUCUUCCUCUUCUAGUGCAAUCUACUCUCUUGCUGCCAGACCACUACCUGUGCCGAAACCACCUCAAGAAGAGGAACCCUCAGAUGAUGAUGAUGAUACAGAAUAUCUGACUCCAUCCUCACUGCCUGUAAUGACAGAAGUCAGGGAAAGGGUGCUAGAACCAUCUCUCUCAAAUGCACGGAUGCCUAUGGCUGAACAGCUAGAGCGUCCCAUGUAUGAAGCUAUGUAUGAUAUGCACUCACAGACCCUCCCCUCUGUUUUACAGCCUCCCAGAAUUCCUGAUGAAGAAGACUUGGGUGCUGCAGCAGCUGCAAUGAGCAAUGGUCCUUCAGCAAUGGACAACAGUGAUGAAGAGGAGCAGUACGAUAUUCCAAAACCUCCGGUGCCAGUGACGCCAGCACGGCGAACUCUUUCUGACAUCUCCUGUGCAGCUUCAGUAUUUGGCAGAAUAUCUUUGGAUGAUGAGUUAUCAUAUUCUCUAACAGAUUCUGCACAAGUUCCAGAAAGGCCUCCAAAACCUUUACCUCGACGGAUAAACUCUGAGCGGAAGCCAGGAAGUGGGCCACAAGGUGGCCCUGGCACACUUCAGCAGUUUGCAGCCGAAAUAGAUAAUCUGCUUAGUCAGGGUUAUUCACACCAAGACAUUCAGAAAGCCUUGCUUAUUGCACACAAUAAUAUUGAAAUGGCCAAGAAUAUUUUGAAGGAAUUUGUUGCGGUUCCCUCUAUGGGUCAUAUUGCCACAUAGUACCUCUUUUUUUUUUCCAGCCGGCCAACCAAACAAGAAAACGCCUCCAUGGACUAACAGGUUUGGCUGUCCCCAGCAUAGCCAUGAGCCCAAAGAGGGGCAUUUGCCAGCUUUGAAUGUAAAGCCGCUUUGCGUCUUUCUGACCCGCCUUGUGCACUUCAGGAUUCUGGGCUUAAGCCUUUACUUGUUUCAGCAAGAAGAAGGGGAUAGUAAACCUAGAUGUGGAAUGAAAAAAAAAAUACUCUCUCAUACCACCGGGGUUGGCAGAGUUUCUUCAAGUUUUUGCUUGUGUUGGUAUGUGCUUUUGCUUAGAUGCCUGAAAAGUGUUUGGGUUGUACAUUUGGUGCACAGAAGAAGGGAUACAAUACAGUCAUUCAGAAGAAGCAGCAUUAUGUGCUGAGCAGUCUGCAUCAUUGUUGCAAUUUUUGCAGACACUUGAUUGGUCUGCCAAGUGGAUUUCUGCAGUAGCAGUGGGUUGUACUGUGCUCUGUGUAGCACAUAAAUUUUGAAGCUUGCCUUGACUUUGGAAGCAGCAUUUACAGUGUUGCUGCCAGUGUGUUACUAAUUGUGUUUCAAUUUAGGUUGUCUUGUAUGGCUUCCAGUAGGCCAACAUGGAAAAACCAAACUGCUGAUCAGACCAGUUUCAAAGGCAAGGAUGCAGAGUACCUCCAUGAUGUUUUGUAGCUCAGAUGGGAAGUUACCAGCCAGGUGUGAUGGUUGUACAUCAGCAACACUCUCUGGCAGGAUGCGGCCACAGCCAUAUUUGUAAUCACUGUGUGGCUGUUUUUUCUGUUCUGUCUGUACAACCAAAGUUAGAAAGCAGGGGAAGGGGUAUAGUCAUGGACAAGGGCUUUGAGGAUGAAAAAGUCUGAAUUUCUAGCAGUGUCAGAACAUUUUUGAUGUAACUGUUUUAUGUAAUAAGUCAGCACUCCUCAUAUUUUGUGGGGUCAGGGGUUGUUAACCACAUUUUCAUGCAAAAACUUGAAUUAAAUGAGACACUGAAACAUUUCCCAGUACAGGGAUCAUAGUACAGUGCAUUGUCUAAGAUCGUUUCUAAGUAGGUAGUCUGUGGGAUAAAUCUUGGAGCCUCAUUUCCAUCUGGUGCCAAACAUUAUUGCACUGGCUUGUGCUUCAGUAGCCACACAUGCAGCGAGUAGAUUUUUCUGGGUUUUCUGUUGUGCAGAAGUUUGAAUUGUAGAGGAAAUUUUUACUUAUUUUAAAUUAAUCCCUUUCAUGAUUUCUUUGAAAAUGUGUCUUUUGUUAGACUGCCUUGACAUGUCCACAGAAACUUAAGUUUUUGGAAUGGGAUUGGCAAAAUAUAGGUUUUUGUGUGCACUGUUUUGCUGUGCAGUGUAGUUUGUACAUUGAUCUUGAGUUAUUGUAUUUUAACAUGCAGGCCUAUUCAGUAAAAAAAGAAAGAAAGAUGCACACACAAAUAGCUUUUGAAAUAUUCAGACAUCCUGUUAAAUGUAGUUAACAUCUUUAGGCCUUGAAAAGUGUUAUAACCUGAUCAAGAAAGUUGUCGUGCUCUGUAGUUUUAGAAUAAGCACUCCAUGUGUUCCUUAAAAGUGUGAGCUGGACCUGAGCUUGAAUAGCUAAGUACAGUGAUUGCACUAUGAAGGAAUCCCUCGUGAGUGGGAAUGUUACUGUGGGAGUUAUAUUGGGAUCAUAUUGCACACUUAUGCUGUACACUGUUGAAGAACAGUGUGACUUUGUUCAGCUGCUGCUUCAGAGUUACUGUUAAGUGCUUUCAGACUGCUAUGAUAUGUCGAGCAGAACUCUGCAACAUUAUUGUAGCACAAUUUUUUGCUUCUGUAUUUGGUAGAAUAUUCAUUUGGUGUGUUUAAUUUUAGUUUUUUUAACACAUGACAUCCUUGUUCACAGUGGGGGGGGUGUAGUAGUCAUAUGGAUUGUUGCUUUUGGGUUACUUCUAGCAUCUCUGGAGAUGCUCGUCACAUUUUGAGAACAAUUCUGUCAUUGAAAGUACGGAGGCUUGCAUUAUCCUUUUCUUUAUUAUGCAGGAGCAUUUCACUUUACUUGGCGGGAAUUUCUUUCAGAAGGGAAACUCUUUCCCCUUUCUAGUCCUGAUACUGUUUUCCAGCUUCUUCUGGUUGCACUUUUUUCACAUUAGAGGGUAGGUUUUGCAUUUUAGGAGUUCACAAUGGUCAUUUACCACAGUACAAAGCAUUUUCAUUGGGUGAUACUGUAUCAACUGGCAGUAAUGUUUUGAGUAAGAUUUUUCUUUUUAGGAGUCCCACAUCCUUAAGUACCUAUUGGGAGAGGGUCUUGUCAAAGAAUUUCUAGUAACAUUUCUAUACAAUUCAGAAUCUGUAGGCUUCUGCCAUCCUUGCUGAUUAGAAACGUGUGCACCCUUCCCAGUUUUUUCAGUUCCUCUGAAAUGCUUGCUGCAAAGCAGCACUGGUUAAAAUGAUGCAUUCAAGGGGUACCCAAGAGGCAGACAUGUACAGACAGUAGUAGUUCUUGACACUUCAGUGGUACAUGGGAUGGAAGUGCCUUUCUGCAAGUGUAGGGACACAGCUGAGUAGUGCAGGACAGCGGGCUGAUCCAUUUGCGUCACUCAGCACAGUCUGUGAAGAAUCAGUAUUUAUAAUUUGGCAAAUCUCAUUACAUGUAUGUGUAAAUUGUUUUGAAAAAAAAGAUUUUUGUGCACAUUCAAGUCAGUCUUGAGUGCAUUUUAUGUUUCUGCAAUAAUGUGUUUUAUCUUGUUUUUAAUGUAUGGCUUAUUUAUGUAUACCAGCCAGCAGCAAAUAAAUGUUUAGUUAUAUUAUUUUCCCUUGACAAUGUGGCGCCCCUGUACAUAGUAGCCUUGCCCUGUGUAUUUAUUUAGAUCUAACUUAGAAUCAGAAAGACCUUCCAUUGUGUUUCUGUUGAACAGGUACCUCAUCAUCACACCUAACAUGCACUGUUUCUCCAGUGUUCUGUAGGAGUGUCUUAAUUCUUUUUUUGAUGCUUUUCUGCAUCUCUAGUAAACUGUACACCGCCUCAGGAAGUCCUCAGAAUUGAGACAUUCUGCAAGAAGGUGUUUUUUUUUUUUUUUUUUUUUUUGCUAGGAUCAGAUAUUGCAGAGAACUUAACUUGUGUGAAUUACAAAUACUGCACGUUUAGUGCUUUUGUACUUAAAAAAAGUGAUACUGUACCUGCCUAUGAGGUGAAGAAUGCUUGUUGGCAUGUCUAGUUAUUAGUUGUAAAUUUCUCAUCUGUUGCAGGAUGAGGUCAUACGGUUUUAAUUCUGUAUACUAUUUAUAAAACAUAGUCUCUGUGUAGCUUGUAUCCCUACAGCUAAUGCACAACAAACCACUGUGCCCAGUUUUUCUGCAGUCUGCAUUAAUUCCAGCUCAAUACAGAGCUCUGCUGCAUAGUGGGAAGAUUUUAUUGUCCCCCAAACUUUGACCUUUUGAAUAAAAGUUAGAAAAUGUG
Protopterus annectens (West African lungfish) is the source of this 6456-nucleotide messenger RNA. RefSeq names its product Cbl proto-oncogene (gene CBL). Gene Ontology annotation, biological process: negative regulation of epidermal growth factor-activated receptor activity; cell surface receptor signaling pathway. Gene Ontology annotation, molecular function: phosphotyrosine residue binding; receptor tyrosine kinase binding; calcium ion binding. Bases 355 to 3018 code for a protein of 887 amino acids. The record is from RefSeq and is a predicted model, not a curated record. Lineage: Eukaryota; Metazoa; Chordata; Ceratodontiformes; Protopteridae. Gene Ontology annotation, cellular component: membrane raft; plasma membrane. The transcript is spliced from 16 exons.